Monodelphis domestica (gray short-tailed opossum) is the source of this 17692-nucleotide messenger RNA. RefSeq names its product FRAS1 related extracellular matrix 2 (gene FREM2). Gene Ontology annotation, cellular component: membrane. Lineage: Eukaryota; Metazoa; Chordata; Mammalia; Didelphimorphia; Didelphidae. The record is from RefSeq and is a predicted model, not a curated record. Gene Ontology annotation, biological process: cell communication; anatomical structure morphogenesis.
CCCAAGGACCUGCAAAGGAGGGGACAGGGAAAAACUCAGUUUGUAGGGCUACACCGGCUAAGGGGUCAGAAGUCGUGGAGACCUUGAGUUGGCAGGGCUCAGCCCUGGCAGAUCCGUCCUCUGAACAGCAGCGCCAACCUGAAUUGCGCUGCUCUCUUCUCGGUCCAGUUAUUUCUGAGAGCACUGGAAAACGAGGCAGAUUCACUGAACCCCCUACGCUUCCCAAGGGUGCUUUUUGCUCCCUGCCUGGGAACCAGACUUUAAGGCUCUCGGGAGCACCUCCACAGACUAAGGAAGGACCGGCAUCAUGCACCACGGCGGGAGCAGAGCUGCAGGAACUCUGGGUAUCUCUCUUACACGGCCCGGGACUGUGUGCUCUGUCACCUCCCGGCCACCCCGGGUGCAGCUGCUGCCCUGGCUAUUACUCUUAAUUCUAUCACUAGGAAGGUGGGUCUCCGCUCAACUUGGCCCUAGUUCUGCGCUGCUGUCUCCUGGUUUCACUGGGUCGUCCCGUACGCCUGAAGAAGAGAUCAUAGUCCUGGCCAACCGUGGACUCCGGGUGCCUUUCGGGCGAGCAGUCUGGCUGGAUCCUUUGCAUGACCUGGUGCUGCAGGUGCAACCAGGAGAUCACUGCCAGGUGAUGGUACUGGACAACGACGCUCUGGCUCAGCUACCCGGCCACCUCAACCCCAAGCGAUUCCCCUGCGACUUUGGCCCUGGAGAGGUGAGCUACUCGCACCUGGGUGCCCGCAGCCCUUCACGGGACCGAAUCCGGUUGCAGCUGCGCUAUGAUACUCCCACGGGGUCAGUGGUGCUGCCCCUGGUGCUAGAGGUGGAGGUAAUCUUUACUCAGUUGGAGAUAGUAACCAGAAACCUGCCCCUCACCGUAGAGGAGCUUCUGGGAACUAGCAACCCGUUAGAUCAUCGUAGCCUAGAAUUCACUUACCAGUCUGAGACAGAGGAAUGUAGGGUAGGCAUCCUCUCUGGGCUAGGGGCUCUUCCUCGCUAUGGGAAACUGCUUAACUAUCCACAUGCUCUAGGAACAGAGAGGGACGGGGAAGGAGGAGGACUAGGGAAGCCUCUGAUGAUGGACUGCAACGCUUUCCUGGACUUGGGAGUGCAAUAUUUGCAUACAGCACCUGGUCUCUCCCCAAAUCGAGACUGGGUGCCCAUGGUGGUGGAGCUGCACCCCAGAGGUGCCCCAGUAGGAAGUCCAUCUUUGAAACGGGAGCACUUCCAGGUGCUAGUAAGGAUUCGGGGUGGGACUGAAAACACACCACCUAAGCCCAGUUUUGUUGCCAUGAUGAUGAUGGAGGUGGACCAAUUUGUGCUGACUGCCCUGACACCAGACAUGCUUGCAGCUGAGGAUUCAGAAUCAGACCCUGAUUUACUGGUCUUCAAUCUCACUUCACCAUUCCAACCAGGACAAGGCUACCUGGUGAGCACUGAUGAUCGCAGUUUACCUCUGUCUUCCUUCACCCAGCGGGACCUAAGACUCCUCAAAAUUGCUUACCAGCCCCCAGCAGAAGAUUCUGAUCAAGAGCGUCUUUUUGAACUAGAGUUGGAAGUGGUAGAUCCAGAGGGUGCAGCCUCAGAUCCUUUUGCCUUCAUGGUGGUUGUGAAACCCAUGAACACUCUGGCUCCUGUGGUCACCAGAAAUACUGGUCUUAUCCUUUUCGAGGGUCAGUCUCGGCCCCUCACUGGCCCUUCAGGCAAUGGACCCUCCAAUCUGGUCAUCAGUGAUGAAGAUGACCUAGAUGCUGUGCAUCUGGAGGUGGUGGCUGGCCUUCAGCAUGGGCAUCUGGCCCUUUUGGGUUCCUCUGUUGGAGAUCCUGCCAUGACUGGUUCUGGACCACCACGAAAGCACUUCACAGUAGCUGAGCUGGAGGCUGGACAGGUGGUUUACCAGCAUGAUGAUAGUGAUGGUUCUCUGAGUGAUAACCUGGUGCUUCGAAUGAUAGAUGGAGGAGGCCGCCACCAGGUACAAUUCCUCUUUCCCAUCACUUUGGUGCCUGUUGAUGACCAGGCACCUGUCCUCAAUGCCAAUACUGGACUGGGGCUGGCUGAGGGUGAUACUGUUCCAAUUCCACCCCUGGCUUUGAGUGCCACUGACAUUGACUCUGAAGACUCUAUGAUACUCUUUGUGCUGGAGCCCCCCUUCUCAGCAACAGGACAAUUGCUACUACGCCAGACCCAUCCACCCAGAGAUGGAGAAGAGCUUACUGGGGGUCCCUGGAGGCAAGUGGUGGAUUCCCAGCAGGGUACAUUAUAUGAAAAGUCAGUCAUAGAGUGGCGGCAACGGGACAUUGUUGAGGGAAGGCUGUUCUACCGGCACAUUGGUCCCCACAGUCCUGGAUUGGGACCUAUCAUGGACCAGUUUGUCUUCAGAGUCCAAGAUGACCACGACCCUCCCAACCAAUCAGGGCCACAAAAGUUCAUGCUUCGUAUUCAUCCUGUGGAUCGCCUACCUCCAGAGCUGGGCAGUGGCUGCCCACUGAGGAUGGUUGUACAAGAGUACCAAUUAACUCCACUGAGGAAGAAAUGGUUGCGCUAUACUGACCUGGACACAGAUGACCGAGAAUUACGAUACAUUGUCACUCAGCCCCCUACAGACACAGAUGAGAAUCAUUCCCCUGCCCCAAUGGGCACAUUAGUUUUGACUGAUAAUCCCUCAGUUGCAGUGACUCAUUUCACUCAGGCCCAGAUUAACCACCACAAAAUUGCUUACAGACCCCCAGACCAGGAAUUGGGAGUGGCUGCUCGGGUGGCUCAGUUCCAGUACCGGGUAGAAGACCAAGCGGGGAAUAUGGUUCCAGGCACCUUUACUUUUUAUCUGCAGCCAGUGGAUAAUCAACCCCCUGAGAUCCUUAAUACAGGAUUCACCAUCCAGGAAAGGGGCCAGCAUAUCCUGAGUGAAACUGAGCUUCAUGCUACUGAUGUGGACACAGAUACUACUCAGAUCUCUUUCACCCUCACUCAGCUUCCCAAGCAUGGCCAAAUUCAGUUAAGCCAAAGGAAGCUAGUCAUGGGAGACCUCUUUCACUUAGAGGACAUUGUUCAGGGCAGGGUCAUUUAUGUCCAUAAUGGAGAUGAAUCCCUAAGUGACAGCUGCUCUAUAGAAGUGAGUGAUGGACUUCAUGUGGUACCCAUUACCCUCAGAGCAAAUGUACGUCCAGUAGAUGAUGAGGUACCCACUCUAUCCUUGCCUGCUGGUACAUUGGGUUCCUACCUAGAUGUGUUAGAAAAUGAAGCUGCUGAAAUCACUGCUCAUGUAAUCAAGGGUACUGAUGAGGACACUGAUGAUCUGAUGCUGACUUUUCUCUUGGAAAACCCCCCACUAUAUGGGGAGAUCCUGGUGAAUGGAAUUCCAGCUGAGCAGUUUUCACAGAGGGAGAUUCUAGAAGGAUCUGUUGUCUAUGCCCACACUAGUGGUGAAAUAGGCCCAUUUCCCAAAGAGGAUUCUUUCAACCUGACAUUGUCAGAUAUGUCUCAGGAGUGGCGUAUUGGUGGCAACAUUGUGCAGGGGGUUACUGUGUUGGUGACCAUCCUCCCUAUUGAUAAUCAAGCCCCAGAAGUCACUGUGGGUGAACAAUUUAUGGUUGUGGAAGGUGACAAAAGGAUUAUUACCACUUCUCAUAUAAGUGCUGAGGAUAUUGAUUCCCCUAAUGAUGACAUUUUAUGUACUAUAGUUACUCAGCCAACUUCAGGUUAUGUUGAAAAUAUUUCUCCAGCCCCAGGCUCAGAGAAAUCAAGAGCAGGAAUAGCCAUCAGUGCCUUUACUCUGAAAGACCUUAAACAGGGACAUAUCUAUUAUGUCCAGAGUAUUCAUAAGGGUGUGGAACCAGUGGAAGAUCGAUUUGCAUUCCGUUGUUCUGAUGGGAUUAAUUUUUCUCACAGACACUUUUUUCCCAUUGUGAUCAUUCCAACUAAUGAUGAGCAGCCAGAAAUGUUUAUGCGAGAAUUUAUGGUGAUGGAAGGAAUGAGUCUGGUUAUUGAUACUCCCAUCCUCAAUGCUGCUGAUGGAGAUGUUCCUGCAGAUGACCUGACUUUCAUCAUUACCCAUUUUCCUACCCAUGGUCACAUCAUGAACCAGUUAAUAAAUGGUACAGUUUUGGUGGAAAGCUUCACUCUAGAUCAAAUCAUUGAGAGUUCUAGCAUUAUUUAUGAGCAUGAUGACUCUGAGACUCAGGAGGACAGCUUUGCCAUAAAAUUAACCGAUGGCAAGUAUUCAGUGGAGAGGAGGGUGAUCAUAUUAGUCAUACCUGUUGAUGAUGAGACCCCCAGAAUGACUAUCAAUAAUGGACUAGAAAUUGAAAUGGGAGAAACUAAAAUUAUCAGCAAUAAGGUUUUGAUGGCGACUGAUUUAGACUCUGAAGACAAAACCUUGGUUUAUAUUAUCCGUUAUGGACCAGGGCAUGGCCUGUUACAAAGACAAAGGCCUAAUGGUGCAGUUGAGAAUAUCACACUGGGCAUGAAUUUUACCCAAGAUGAAGUGGAUAGAGAUUUAAUUCAAUAUGUGCAUUUGGGACAGGAAGGUAUUAGGGACCUGAUCAAAUUUGAUGUGACUGAUGGAAUAAAUCCUCUAAUUGACCGUUAUUUUUAUGUGUCCAUUGGUAGCAUAGACAAAGUUUUCCCAGAUGUAAUAAGCAAGGGAGUUUCCUUGAAAGAAGGUGGCAGAGUAACACUUACAACAGACUUACUGAGCACCAGUGACCUCAACAGUCCUGAUGAAAACUUAGUCUUUAGCAUCACUAGGGCCCCUGUGAGGGGUCACUUGGAAUGCACAGAUCAGUCAGGAGUGCCCAUCACCUCUUUCACUCAGCUUCAGCUCGCAGGGAACAAAAUCUAUUACAUUCACACAUCUGAUGAUGAGGUAAAAAUGGAUAGCUUUGAGUUUGAAGUGACUGAUGGACAUAACUCUGUCUUUCGUACUUUCCGGAUCUCCAUUAGUGAUGUAGACAACAAGAAGCCAGUGGUCACUAUUCAUAACCUGGUGGUGAGUGAAAGUGAAAAUAAGCUUAUCACUCCUUUUGAACUCACUGUAGAAGACAGAGAUACUCCUGACCAUCUCUUGAAAUUCACUGUCAUCCAAGUGCCUGUUCAUGGUCAUCUCAUGUUCAAUAAUACCAGGCCUGUAAUGGUCUUUACCAAACAGGACCUGAAUGAAAAUUUGAUCAGCUACAAACAUGAUGGAACAGAAUCAACUGAAGAUAGCUUCUCUUUCACUGUGACUGAUGGCACACAUGCUGAUUUCUAUGUUUUUCCUAAUACCGUGUUUGAAACAAGGAGACCCCAAAUGAUGAAAAUCCAGGUGAUUGCUGUGGACAACAGCUCACCUCAAAUUGUGGUGAACAAAGGUGCCCCCACCCUUCGUAUCUUGACAACUGGACACUUGGGUUUCAUGAUCACAAACAAAAUACUGAAAGCAGAAGACAAGGACAGCUUGCACAUUUCCCUCAAGUUCAUUGUGACAGGAGCCCCACACCAUGGCUUUCUCUUCAACCUGGGGAAAGGCAAUCACAGCAUCACUCAGUUUACACAAGCUGACAUUGAUGACAUGAAAAUCUGCUAUGUCUUAAGAGAAGGGACUAAUGCUACAAGUGAUAGUUUCUACUUUAUAGUUGAAGAUGGUGGAGGAAAUAAGUUGACAAACCAACAUUUUCAUCUGAAUUGGGCAUGGAUCUCCUUUGAAAAAGAGUACUACCUGGUCAAUGAAGACUCCAAAUUUCUUGAUAUUGUCCUCAAACGCAGAGGUUACCUGGGAGAAACUUCUUUUGUCAGUAUUGGGACACAAGAUGGCACAGCAAAAAAAGACAGAGACUUCAAAGGAAAAGCACAGAAACAAGUGCAGUUCAACCCAGGUCAAACCACAGCAACCUGGAGAGUACGAAUUUUAAGUGAUGGUGAGCACGAGCAGUCAGAAAACUUCCAAGUGGUGCUGUCAGAGCCGGUCAUGGCUGUUCUAGAAUUCCCUGCCAUGACAACAGUGGAGAUUAUUGACCCAGGAGAUGAAUCAACUGUCUUUAUUCCUCAGUCUGUCUACACCAUUGAAGAAGAUGUUGGUGAAUUGUUCAUCCCCAUCAAGAGAAGUGGAGAUGUGAGCCAAGAAUUAAUGGUGAUCUGCUACACUCAACAAGGAACUGCAACAGGGACAGUCCCAACAUCUGUGCUCUCAUACUCUGAUUACAUAUCCAGGCCUGAGGAUCAUACCAGUGUUCUCCGAUUUGACAAAGAUGAAAGGGAGAAAAUGUGCCGGAUUGUUAUUAUUGAUGACUCCCUGUAUGAAGAAGCUGAAACAUUUCAUGUUCUGCUGAGCAUGCCCAUGGGCGGAAGAAUUGGUUCAGAAUUCCCAGGGGCUCAGGUUACGAUUAUCCCUGACAAAGAUGAUGAGCCAACUUUCUACUUCGGUGCUGUUGAGUACUCUGUUGAUGAGAGUGCUGGGUUUGUUGAAGUACACAUCUGGAGAACUGGUACUGAUCUCUCAAAGCUUUCUAGUGUCAUGGUGAGAUCUCGGAAAAGUGAGCCCCCAUCUGCUGAAACUGGAACUGACUAUGUGGGAAUCAGUCGUAAUUUAGAUUUUGCACCUGGAGUUAACAUGCAAACGCUCCGGGUAAUGAUUCUGGACGAUCGAGGACAACCAAUAUUAGAGGGAAUUGAGAAGUUUGAAUUAGUACUACGCAUGCCUAUGAAUGCUGCCCUUGGAGAACCCAACAAAGCCACCAUUUUUAUUAAUGAUUCAGCUUCUGAUUUGCCUAAGAUGCAAUUUAAAGAGCGUGUGUACAGUGGUAAUGAAAACGAUGGCCAGAUUGUUGCCAUGAUUUAUAGGAGUGGAGAUAUCCAACAGAAGUCUUCAGUAAGAUGCUACACUCGGCAGGGAUCUGCACAAGUAAUGAUGGACUUUGAAGAACGCCCGAACACAGAGAGUUCCACUAUCACAUUCCUUCCUGGUGAGACUGAGAAGCCCUGCAUCCUUGUACUGAUGGAUGAUGCAAUCUUAGAAGAAGAGGAGGAACUACGUCUAGUUCUUGGUACCCCACAAAGUGAAUCUCCUUUUGGAGCUUCUGUUGGCGAACAAAAUGAAACUUUGAUAAAGAUCCGAGAUGAUGCUGACCGAACAAUUAUUAAGCUUGGGGAAACCAAAUUUAACGUCCGUGAACCAAAAGAGCCAAGUCAGUCAGUCAUUGUGAAAAUUCCUGUGCUUCGUCAAGGAGACACUUCAAAGGUUUCCAUUGUGAGAGUGCAUACAAAGGAUGGCUCUGCUGUCUCAGGAGAAGACUAUCUCCCUGUGUCAGAAGAAAUUGAAUUUAAGGAAGGUGAAACCCAGCACAUUGUUGAGAUUGAAGUUCUCUUUGAUGGAGUCAGAGAGAUGAGGGAAGCCUUUACUGUUCACCUGAAGCCUGAUGAAAACAUGGUAGCAGAAACCCAGGUUACCAAAGCCAUUGUGUACAUAGAAGAAAUGAAUAGUAUGGCAGAUGUCACUUUCCCUUCAGUGCCUCAAAUUGUCUCCCUUUUGAUGUAUGAUGAUACUUUACGAAGUAAAGACAGUUCUGGUCCAGUGCCUGGUUAUCCUGUGGCUUGUGUUACAGCUUGCAACCCCAAAUAUUCUGACUAUGAGAAGACUGGCUCUAUAUGUGCAAGUGAGAGCAUCAAUGACACUUUGACUAGAUACCGAUGGCUUGUCAGUGCACCCACAGGCUCUGAUGGUGUGACCAGCCCCAUGAAAGAAGUGGAUUUUGAUACCUUUUUUACCUCCUCUAAGAUGAUCACAUUGGACUCCAUUUACUUUCAAGCUGGCUCCAGGGUACAGUGUGCAGCUCGAGCUGUGAAUACAGAUGGAAAUGAAGGGCUGGAGCUAAUGAGCCCAAUUGUCACAGUGAACAGAGAAGAAGGUCUUUGUCAGCCCCGAGUGCCAGGUGUGGUUGGUGCAGAACCAUUCUCAGCCAAAUUGCGUUAUACAGGUUCUGAAGAUGCAGACUACACAAAUCUCAUCAAGCUCACUGUCACAAUGCCGCACAUUGAUGGCAUGCUCCCGGUGAUCUCCACUAGAGAGCUGACCAACUUUGAGUUGACCCUCAGCCCUGAUGGCACAAGAGUUGGGAACCACAAGUGCUCCAACCUCCUGGAUUACACUGAAGUCAAGACUCAUCAUGGUUUCUUGACGGAUGCUACCAGAAACCCAGAAGUGAUUGGAGAGACGUAUCCUUACCAAUAUAGUGCAUCUAUCAGGGGUUCUGGUACCUUGCGAUUCUACCGCAACCUGAACCUAGAAGCCUGUUUAUGGGAAUUUGUCAGCUACUACGAUAUGUCUGAGCUCCUCACAGACUGUGGAGGCACCAUUGGGACUGAUGGGCAGGUGCUGAAUCUAGUGCAAUCCUAUGUCACACUGCGUGUUCCACUCUAUGUGUCCUAUGUUUUCCACUCCCCCGUUGGGGUAGGAGGCUGGCAGCAUUUUGACCUGAAGUCUGAGCUUCGCCUGACUUUCGUGUAUGACACUGCCAUCUUGUGGAAUGAUGGAAUUGGCAGUCCACCCGAAGCAGAGCUCCAAGGUUCCCUUUAUCCAACCAGCAUGCGCAUCAGUGAGGAAGGACGUUUGGUGGUAAACUUUAAGACAGAAGCUCGAUUCCACGGUUUGUUUGUGUUGUCCCAUCCUGCAUCUUCCAUGAGCUCUAUGAUCAUCUCAGCUGAUCAUCCUGGCUUGACUUUCUCUCUCCGCCUCAUAAGGAGUGAACCAACAUAUAACCAACCAGUCCAGCAAUGGAGCUUUGUUUCUGACUUUUCGGUCCGGGACUAUUCAGGAACCUAUACAGUGAAACUGAUAGCCUGUUCAACCUCUCCACAUCAGGAAUACAGCUUACCAGUGAUUUGUAACCCCAGAGAGCCAAUCACAUUUGAUCUGGACAUCCGAUUCCAGCAGGUCAGUGACCCUGUGGCAGCUGAAUUUAGCUUGAACACACAGAUGUUCCUCCUCUCCAAGAAGAGUCUCUGGUUGUCUGAUGGAUCAAUGGGAUUUGGGCAGGAGAGUGAUGUUGCAUUUACAGAAGGUGAUAUCAUUUAUGGUCGAGUAAUGGUGGAUCCUGUACAGAACCUGGGGGAUUCCUUCUACUGCAGCAUUGAGAAGGUGUUCCUGUGUACUGGAGCUGAUGGAUACGUACCUAAAUAUAGUCCAAGUAAUGCUGAAUAUGGCUGCUUAGCAGAUUCCCCUUCUCUACUGUAUAGAUUUAAAAUUGUGGACAAAGCUCAACCAGAGACCCAAGCCACUAGCUUUGGCAAUGUUCGGUUCAAUGCUAAACUUGCUGCAGAUGAUCCUGAAGCAGUUCUCUUAGUUAAGCAGCCUGGAUCGGAUGGAUUUAAAGUUGACUCAACACCACUCUUUCAGGUGUCCCUGGGCAGGGAAUGGUACAUCCAUACCAUCUAUACAGUCAGAUCGAAAGAGAAUACAAACCGAGGUAUUGGCAAACGGAGUGCGGAAUACCAGUACCACUCUCUGUCAAGUCCUGGGAUACUUGGGACGUCUACACGGAGCAAAAAGAAAAGAGAAGCCAGAGACGCUCCCCUGCUAGCCAACGAAAUCGGGGCAGAAAACAACAGAGGAACAAACAUCCAGCACAUCGCCCUGGACCGCACCAGUAAGAGGCAGAUCCCCCAAAGGGAAGUUCCUCUGGACGGAGUUCUUCCUAGGGAGCUUAACAACAGCAACCCGGAAGUAAACCUCAUCACCGUUAUCACAGGUGUGGCUGCAGGUCUGCUCACCAUCUGUUUAAUUGCAAUCAGUGUACUGCUGCUAAAGAGGAAGCAGAGCUCCAAAAAGAAGGAAGCGUCGGCGGGGGGCUCGGGCAGCAGUGAACCCAUGAUGCCCCAGCACAGAUACGCUUGCGACAGCUCCGAGGUGUGAUCCCCGCGUCUGGAACUGAGCCUCAGAAAGGAACCCCACGCACAGCUUCUGGUAAGCACUUCUGGAGGCUCCAGGUACACUCACGGACUCUGAUCGGAACCCUUUCUUCUCCUUCUCCAGUCACAAGAACACUUCAGACCAGCCUCUCGUUCUGCCCGAACCGGCCUCAUUCACGCCGUCAUAGCAAUGCAGACGCUGUCAGGGGGACAGCCCUGAGAGGGAACCACAUUUCACUGUAGCCAUUUCCCACGAUGGAGAAGAAACUUUCCAAAGGUGCUAGUAGAUCUUAGGAACGGUAGAAGAGGAAGCCUCUUCUUUCUUGUGUAUGAACUUCAAAGGUGCCAUUUUCAUGUUGUCCUUCAGGAUAUAUGGUUUCUUACUAGAAACUUCAUCAUCAUUAGUCUGGCAGAAUGGGAAGCACAUCAUUGAACACGACAAGUUUUCCAAGAGGUGAAGACAGCAGAGAACCAUGACUAGGGCUAUAUCUUAAUCCACAAGUUUGGGGUUUCUUAAAAUACACGGGAGAAGGAGAGAGAGAAGAGGUCCCUCAGUAGUAUUUGAUCUGAUUCUCAUCUUUCGCACCCCACCGUGGUUUUUGUUUUUGUUGUUAUUUUGGGGGGUGCUUAAUUUAAGUGUUAUUAAACCAAAGAAUAUGGUCUGUCUAGAAGAGAGCACAUUUUUUAUGGAAAUGGGACAUCUCUGUCCUGAUAUAUAAAGGGUUAUAGAACUACUAGAGAGUAAAUUAUACUUGUUGACAGCACCAACUGAUAUGGGGAAGGACAUGGGCCACCUAGAGAUGAUAUAGCAUUAAAUCCAAACACAAGACAAGGUUCUGAAAGAACUGAGCCUAGAAAACAUCCGCAAUUCCAAGUCCUUUGUUUUCUAGUUAGUUAAGACCUUUUAGAAAAUGGGUGUGAAGGAGGAGCACCUAUUUCAUUGGAGGAAGUUGUACUGAUUGGUAGAGUAGUGCUGUCUCUAGAAAGUACUAGAGAGAAGGACAGCUUCCUGUCUCCUGGGAUGAGACCAGUCCUUAGUCAGUGUGUCCAGGCAACAGGGUCAUACUUGAAUGUAUGAGGGUCAAAUGAAUGAUGACAAAUGAUAGGGAUGUUCUCAUUAGAAACUGAUCCAGAAGCAGAGAAAGCCCUAUAGUUGUCAUACUAAAAAGACCCCACAAGUUACUCAGCUUCAAAGAUCUGAGAAAAAGUCAUCCUUAAUCCAGAAAAUCCUCCCUGCAAACUCCAUGCUUGAGAAUUAGCCCCAGUGUUCUAGUGUAAUUAUACAUAUAUUUAUACAUCUAUACACAUAUACAUAUUUCUAGACAUAUAAAAAUGUAUGUUUUAUAUAUAUAUACACAGAGAAAUGCACACACACACAUAUACAAACCUAGUAAAAGAGUCACUCUCUGUGACUAGGUACACCCUAAACUUUCUGAUUUGGGAAAACAAAUAUCUACAGUGGGUUAUCUAGUGUGGGUUUCCCUUCCCUUAGGCAGCUUGGCAACUUAGCACUAUAGAAAUCUCUGAGAAAGAAUAGAGGAGGUCAAUUUCUUCACUUGAUAAGUGAGUUUAUUAGAAUUUAAUGGCAGUUCCAAGGCACGCAAGCAACAUCUCUUACCAAACAGAUCCAGAGAGUGCCCUGAAUCCCAGGAUUUCCCCAACAAAAGUCAGUGGUGAGACAUCUGGAAGCAUUCACCAGUCUUGCACAGCCAGUGUUGUGGCAAAUGUUAUGUGCUCUUUGGCUACCUCAUAGUUUAUGUAUGAAUUGAACAUUAGCUCUGUUGCUACAAACAGUCUAUGGACUAUAUGCUAUUUAAUGUUUUGGCAAAUUAAUAUAGAGCAUAGAAUCUCACCUAAUCUUGUGUUAGAUCAUCAACAGAAUGAUGGCACACAGACCAAACCUCACUUCAGAGCUCCCUUUGAGGACUGAGCCACCAGACUGUCUUAUAGUUGUGACCAUUAUAACAAUAUCCUUCUGAGAGUUUCAAUAAUCAAUACCUUUACAAACCUACCUUACAUCAAAUUCCAUCCUAUAAUGAAGAAUGUUUUAGUGAUGCUUUUGUUAGAUCAUUCGUGGAAGGUAGAACCCGAGAAAUAAUAAUUUUUCCUAUUAAAGAACUAGAAAUCUGUGUUUCCCUUUUAUUUUUAUUUUUCCUUCUCCUAGAAAAAUACUGUUUCAUUUUGGCCUGAGGAGGAAAGAGUGAGUGUUUGAAAACAGUUAAAAUUGUGCAAACUUUCAUAAAUCUAUAGGACUUAAAAGGAAGGAAAUACAGAAUUUUCUAAUGAAAUCUGUAUUUAUUUACUAUGGUAUAUAAAGUAUUUUCACCUAUAUCUAUAGAUUGUGCUCUCCAACAACAACAACAACAAAAAAGGUAAUUCCUUGAAAUAACGUAUUUGAUAGUAAGAUUGAUGGACCUCACACAGGUUUUUUUUAAAAACUGAUAAAUUUUUUAAUUUUUCAUUUUUUCAUUUCAAACACAUUGUGAUUUUGUCAUAAAUUCACAGCUUUGGGAGUAUAAGGAGGGGAGAAACUUCCUUGUUAGCCAGAAUAGAAAUGGAGCCAACUCCCUAGGCAAUCAAAAGCUGCUGUUUUGCCCUGGAUAAAAAUGGCAUUCUACUGAAAUUUUAUAGUAUUACAAACAACAUUACUGAUCUUUGUAAAGCUUAUAACUGUGCUAAGAAUUCACUGAUGAAUAUUUUCUGUUAAUUUUCACAUUAAAUGAGAGUUACAUUUGCUUAGGCUCAGUCAGUCCAAAUUUACUGAGUUUGACCUACUGGUCACUCAGAAGAAUCAUAAAGAAAACAGAUGGCAUUGCUCCUUCCCUUUACAACUCACAUCCUACUCUCAAGAGUUACUUGAACCAAGAGUCAGAUCAGUGUGAUGCAGUGUGGACCUGAGUUCAGAUUCUUACUUUCUCAUUUCUCCUCACAUUGGUGUGACCUUGGGCAAGUCAGUAAAGUCUCCCAUUCCUCAUCUAUAAAAUGAGGCAAAGGGUGGCUCUACACCUCUAAGGUAACUUCCAGCUCUAAAUCUGUGAUCCUCUGAUCUCUAAGGUCCCUUGGAACUCUAACUAAAAUGAUGUAGGCCUAAAGCAAAAGGAAGGUAUUAAUAUUUUAAGAAACUGUGAUUUCAUAAGUCCCAGCUAUUUUUCCUAAUAGAUGGUAAGUUCCUUGGGGGUGGAGACUGUCUUCUGUCUUUUUCUGUAUCCCCACUGCUUAACACUGUACUUAGUACAUAAGAGGCAAUUAAUAAAUCUUCACAGACUGACUGCUUCUGUUAGAGAUGUGAUUUGAGACUAGGUCUUCCUGAUUAGCCUCUACAUUCUGCACUCUAUCCAUUAUACUACCUUGUCUCUUGAGUGCUAAUAUUUGUCAUUAAAAAAACCCAUAGGCUAUUUGCCAUUUUCACCACAAUCUGUAUUUGUAAAGUGUAAAUGAAUUUCUCAUAACUAUAAAGCAGAUUGUAACAAUACAGAUUUGAAUUCUUACUCAAUUUUUAACCCCGUUUUAUUAAAAGAAUGGAGUAUAUUAUUUAAUUUCAGUAGAUCUUAGGUAAUAUCAUCUAUAUAUGUUUCCUAAAGUCCACAUCCUAACAAGUUUCUACUCUCUAAGAAUUUAAAUAUUAUUGAUACAAAUUAAAACUAAAUUUUUAAAAAUUCAACAAAUACUUAUUAAGUGCCUUCUACAUUCAAUUCCUUCUGCUAGUCUCUGUAACCUAUUGUUGUCUUAAAUAUUAUUAUUAUUAUAAUAGCUUGUUAUUAUAAGGCAGCUGUAUCUUGGACUUCACCCAAUGGUGUUUAGUGAAAGAAGUACCCAGAGGGCCUCAUUAUUGCUUACAAUUCUGUGGCACAAAAUGGACUCUAGGUGGCAGGGUUAAAAGAGAGGUAGAGUCUCAUUUUUUACAAAGGUAUCUUUCCUCUCAACCCCAUGCUGGUGCCCAGUAAGUAUUAAAUGAUCAUACUAAAGUAAAUAUUAUUCAAGUAAUUAUUAUGCCUUUUGAAUAGAUGGGACUUUUGUUUUCAAAACAUAUAAUUAAAUUUCUGUUAUAUUUUUAAAGAAGCCAGUUUAGCAUAUGCUUGAGCCAGUUACAUGGUCCAGAUACAAAAUCUCUUUUGUUUGUAAAAGUAUAAGUAUCCAUCAAUCUCAAUAUUUUCUUAUUUUUGUUUUAAUUGCAAUAAAAAGUAAAUUCUACUUGGAAUGAAACUUCAGUCGGCACUGAUAAGAGAGAAAUAACUAAAAUUUAUGUUUACAUAACAGGAAGAUCUCAAAAUGCUUUGAUUGUAGUAUCCCUUUGAAGUCUAUAAAGUAAGCAUUAUUAUUCCCAUUGUACAGAUGAGAAAAAUGAGGCUUGAAGAAUCCAAGUGACGGGCCAUGGUCAGAAACCAGAAUUCAAAUGUAUGUCACCUGAUUCCAAGUUCAGUACUCUUUCUACUAUAACAUGGUUCCUCUCGUAGAAAUCAAAAAGUGAACAUUAUAAUUAAUUAUAACUACUUGCAUUUCUAUAACUCUUUGAAGUUUACAAAAUUCUUCACUCAGAAAUAGCUGAUUAACUUAUCCACAAGAAAGGUCCCAGUGUUCAAAUGGGGAAGGACCCUAAAGCAACCAGUUUGUCCAGUUUGCUGAUCUUCAUUCAAAUAAGCAUGUCAUUUGUCAGGAAUGUAGAAAUACCAGUUCUUCUUUUUGAGCAUUCUGGAAACAGCCCCAAAGAAGUGAGGGCAACCAAAUAUUUUAUCUCUAGUAUGAUAUGGUUCCAGUUAUACAGAUCUGAACAAAGUGGUCUCCAAAGGACAAGAAUUACCUUAAAAGGUCAUUUCAAUGAAUCUGAUUUGAUGUCUCCAAAAUAUUUUUGUCAUUUCCCACUGGUUAUUAUUUCACACUUUUAGUUCACAUGAGGCAGUUGUCAUUUACUUUUACAGUCUGAUCUCUGCAGCUACCUUGAGAAGUCAUUUAAAACUUUUUCUUAUUAUGGACAGAGAAGGUGAUUGCCAUGAGAUGGCAUCAUGGGAAACUGAGAAAGGGUAUCCUAUUUGGAGGUAGAGGAAGUAGGUUUAAAUUGUGACUCUUCUCACUUCCUACUAUACCUGUGUGACUUUGGGUUCGUCAUGACCUCUCUGUGUCUCAGUUUCUUCAUCCUUAAAAUGAAGGUCUUGAAAUAUCUGACCUCUGAAGUCCAUUCCAGCUCUAAAUCUAUGAUCUUGAAAUUUUCCCAGCAAAACAGUGAUUAGGAUGGGACUGAAAUUCUUUGUCCUUGUAUUAUCACUCUGUUUUAGAAUUUCCCAAUACACAUGUUCUCUUUGACAUGAAAUGGUCAACACAAAGCUUUUUUUAUAAAACAAAAAACAAAUCUCAGAUGAUAGCAAGCAACUGGCUUAAAUCAAUUCAUUCCUUAACACAUUUCAUUUUUUAAAUUUCCUUUGAAAUAAUGCUAAAAUCACAUGAUAAUAACAAUGAACCAAAGAAGAAAAAUGCUUGCCUCCACAUAGUAGGUAUUAAGUACUUGUAGACAGAUUCAUUGGUUGAUUCAUAAAAUCAAAGAAACAUAGGUUAAGGCUUUCAUUUCUCAGUGAUUCUUGACUCUUUAAAAAUUAAUAAAUCGCUCUAGGGUUCUACCAGUUCUUUUGAUUUCAUUGAAUUAUAGCCAGUUUCAAAAGUGAAAUGCAAAUUAUAUUUCAGAACAGAAAUGGUAUUGUGGGCAUUUAAAAUAUAGAUGAUUAGCCCUCAUCCUGAACUAAAGCUAAUUAAGCAAAACAACUCAGAAAGCAAGUUGUUGUUUUUUUUUUCCAAUUGGUUUGCAUCAGGAUGUAUCUUAAGGUAUGUCUCAUUAAAAUGUGUCUAGAACCUGAAACCUCCUUUUGCUUUUGUCUAAGUGCCUUGGUUUUUGUUUUGGGGUCCCCCCCAUUUUCCCUUAAAAUGUUCAAUUUUGCAGGAAACCCUGUCAAAGUUAAGGCAUCUCCAGCAGGGAAAUCCUGCUGUGAUUCCAAUAAUUCAGAUUCCGCUUCAUUUCUAAUUAAGGAAGCUUGGUUCUCAUUACUGUUCUUCUUCCCCUUUGGGUGCUAUUACCAGUGCUCCUAGAUCAGAGCUCUAUUCAUCUGAGAGAUGGCAUAAGUCAGGAUAGCACCUGUCUACGGGGUGUCUCUUUUGUGUGGAGUCCUGCAACACUUUUAAAUGAAGAAACAGAAAACAGAUACCAUUUGGAAACAAAAUCAAGUAUUUUCAUGGCCAUAUUUUCCCAGUUAAUUUUUUAUCACUUUUUGAUAGCUUUUUAACAAUAACAAUAGGCAGAAAAGAUCAAGGUCAUACAAUUGGAAAUGAUAUGCGGUAUUUUCUAAUAUUGUGCAAACUUAUUUUAGUUUUAAGUGGGAUAAAGCCUGCAAAUAAAGCCCAGUCAUAAUGAAAAUAAAGGCAAUGUAUUGUAUUGAUUAAGUUGGCCUUAGUGCUAAGAAGACCUGGGUUUGAAUACUGCCUCUAACAUGUUCUAGCUGUGACCAUAGACAAAUAAACCUCAGCAUUUUAAGACUAAAUUACAGAGGAAUUAAAUGGAGGAGGUGGUUUUCUCCCCUAAUAUUCUCCAUAUAGACCCAAUCACAGAUCUGAACCAAAAUGCUAAAAAAGAAUGAAAAGCUAUAUCUGGUGCAUUUUUCAAACAUGAUCAAUUUUAACCUUAUACCUCUAUCCCCCCUCUCCCCCUGCCCUUUUUAAAUAAUCUCACUGAAUCUGGUGCUAACUGGCUAAAGAAGCCAGUUUCUAUUGUAUACUGAACUGCCAAAUGUAGGUAAAAAAGUAGAUUUGUGUUAUGUGAUGUGUCUUCUGGUAUAAAUAUUUUAUAGCAAAACACAAGCUCUACUUAAAAGACAGAGAUGAGAAGGAAAAUAAACCAACAUAGAAAAAGAGAAUAAUAAGUGAAUGAACAAAAGGGCAUCCUUGAAGUAAAAAGGAAAUCCCUGGUUGCAAAAAAAAAAGCAAUAUUGGCCAUAAAGCUCCUGAUAAAGUUAAGCAUUUUAAGAUUAUUAAGCAUAUUAACCACCUCUGGAUUGAGAGAAAAUAGAUUUAAGGUGAAGAAUGAGAUAUAUAUUUCUGUACAUGGUCAACAUAGGGGUUUUAUUUGCCUGAUUAUGCAUAUUUAUUACAAUCAUUUUCUUUUUCUUUCUUUGUCACGGAUGGAAUAUAAGUCAGAAGCAGAGAAAAUAUUUUUGUUAAUUGAAAUAUAAAAAAUUAAAUAAAAUAGCAGAGAUUUAUACUUCUCCAUUGUGGCUUCAGGAUUUUGAAGUCUUCAACAAAGUAUUUCAGGCCAGUUUUCCUAUUAAAUAACUUUGUCUUUCCUCUGAACAAGGAGCUAUAUGUGUAGUGAUUUUAUUAAAUGUCUCCUUCCUCCCUAAAGUGACCUUCACAUAUCUGAUCAAUCGCUAUUUGUCUAGUCACACCUUAAGAUUAUAUAUCUGUAAUGAAUGUAUUUGCAAAGUUUUGUAGCCCAUGUAAUUUACCCAUCAAACUGUUUAUAAUACCAGCAAUGUGUAGAUAUUUCACUCCUGUUGUUAGCUACAAAUGCUAAUUUUUUUUUUUACAACUGUAUUUUUCUUACUGUUUUACACACAAAUUAUUUGGAACUGUUUCGUCUCAAGUCCAUGUCUACAAUAACUUGCUUUUUUGUUGAAAAAAUGCAGCUCCUUUUUUUCUGGGUACAUCUCUGCAUAGCAGUACUAACAACAGACAGGAAUGGUACAAUAUCUUAGUGCUUGCUGUCACUUGUUAUUUAGACCAAAAGCACAAAAUUACUAUGGUCUACAAUAAACCUCAUUUGUUUUUA